GUUCUAAAUUUAGAUAUUACGUAACUCCCAUCGUAACACACUCGUGGGUUACAGCCGGCCGGCACUCUUUACUCCACAACUAGGCACUGACUCUUUUUAGCUCUGUGCGUGUCCAGGACUUGUUCUUUGCUUGCAGCCUACGAGAUAAGGCAGUUUUAGAUUCAGGAGCGCAUAUCAUGGCGGAGAUAAAGGAACCUGACCCUCAGGACGACCUGGCAACGGCCAUUCUGCGGACCAAGUCGAAGCCGAACCGUCUGCUGGUGGAGGAGGCAGUGAAUGACGAUAACUCUGUGGUGGCUCUGUCCCAGGAGAAGAUGGAUGAGUUGCAGCUGUUUCGGGGAGACACUGUUCUCUUGAAGGGGAAGAGGAGGAAGGAAACGGUGUGUAUUGUGUUGAGUGACGACACAGUUGCCAACGAGAAGAUACGGAUGAACAGAGUCGUGCGCCAGAACCUGCGAGUACGCCUCGGAGAUGUGGUCAGUGUGACAGCUUUUCCUGACGUCAAAUACGGCAAGAGAGUACAUGUCCUGCCUAUUGAUGACAGCGUGGAGGGCAUUACAGGGAAUCUGUUUGAUGUGUUUCUAAAGCCUUACUUCCUGGAGGCUUAUCGCCCUGUGCAUAAAGGGGACAUUCUACUGGUGAGGGGAGGAAUGCGACAGGUGGAGUUCAAGGUAGUUGAGACGGACCCCAGCCCCCACUGCAUCGUCGCCCCCGACACCGUCAUCCACUGCGAGGGAGAACCAAUCAAGAGAGAAGACGAGGAGGAGUCCCUCAAUGAAGUCGGUUACGAUGACGUCGGAGGAUGCAGGAAGCAACUGGCCCAGAUCAAGGAGAUGGUGGAGCUUCCGCUGCGUCAUCCUCAGCUGUUCAAGGCCAUCGGAGUAAAACCACCCCGGGGUAUACUCCUCUACGGCCCUCCAGGCACUGGGAAGACCCUCAUCGCUAGGGCCGUAGCGAACGAGACCGGAGCUUUCUUCUUCCUCAUCAAUGGUCCUGAGAUCAUGAGUAAGAUGGCUGGAGAAUCUGAGAGCAACCUCCGCAAAGCAUUUGAAGAGGCAGAGAAGAACGCUCCUGCAAUCAUCUUCAUUGAUGAGCUUGAUGCAAUAGCUCCAAAACGAGACAAGACUCACGGAGAGGUGGAGCGUCGUAUAGUGUCCCAGCUCCUGACCCUGAUGGACGGACUGAAGCAGAGGGCCCACGUCGUAGUGAUGGCCGCCACCAACAGACCCAACAGUAUCGACCCUGCUCUCAGGAGGUUCGGUCGAUUCGACAGGGAGGUCGACAUUGGCAUCCCUGACGCCACAGGUCGACUGGAGAUCCUGAGGAUCCACACCAAGAACAUGAAGCUACAUGAUGACGUGGACCUGGAGCAGGUGGCAGCUGAGUCCCACGGCCAUGUUGGGUCUGACGUUGCCUCUCUCUGCUCCGAGGCCGCUCUACAACAGAUCAGGGAGAAGAUGGAUCUCAUAGAUCUGGAGGAUGACACUAUCGAUGCUGAGGUCAUGGACUCUCUGGCUGUCACCAUGGACAACUUCAGAUAUGCGAUGGGUCAGAGUAACCCGAGUGCCCUGAGGGAGACGAUAGUGGAGAUACCCACAGUGUCCUGGGAAGACAUCGGGGGACUGGAGGAGGUCAAGAGAGAGCUCCAGGAACUCGUCCAGGUAGACUAUUACCAGUCAUUUGUGUACGGUUCACGAGGAACUUAA
This is a messenger RNA of Geodia barretti, 1706 nucleotides long. Lineage: Eukaryota; Metazoa; Porifera; Demospongiae; Tetractinellida; Geodiidae. The record is from the annotation of a GenBank genome assembly.